Messenger RNA from Coturnix japonica (Japanese quail), 2841 nucleotides. RefSeq names its product abhydrolase domain containing 3, phospholipase (gene ABHD3). Lineage: Eukaryota; Metazoa; Chordata; Aves; Galliformes; Phasianidae. The record is from RefSeq and is a predicted model, not a curated record. Gene Ontology annotation, biological process: medium-chain fatty acid biosynthetic process; phosphatidylcholine metabolic process; medium-chain fatty acid catabolic process. Gene Ontology annotation, molecular function: A2-type glycerophospholipase activity; monoacylglycerol lipase activity; glycerophospholipid phospholipase A1 activity.
GGCGGCGCUGUAACGCGGAGCGGUGCCCGGCGCCGUGCGCAGCCGGCGGACAGCGGGAGCCGGGCGGCGGCUCCUCCUCUUCGCUCCGGCUGCGGGCGGCGGUGCGGAGCGAUGGACUGGCAGGUGCUGACCCGGGAGCUGUCCCUCUACCUGGAGAGCCAGGUCCGCGUGGGGCUCUUCGGCUCCGGCGUGGGCUUGUCCCUGGUGCUGGGCUUCGGCGUCGCCUACGCCUGCUACUACCUCAGCAGCAUCGCCAAGAAACCCCAGCUGGUGGCAAGCAAUGAGCGUUUCUGCCGCUUUCUGGAAGAGUAUUGUCCUGUUGUGACAGAAACUUACUAUCCCACGAUUUGGUGCUGGGAAGGUCGGGUGCAAACACUCCUACGUCCCUUUAUCACCUCUAGACCCCAAGUCCAGUACAGAAAUGAGCUCAUUAGAACAGCAGAUGGAGGACAGAUUUCGUUGGAUUGGUUUGAUAAUAAUGACAGCUUAUAUUAUCCGGAUGCCAGCACAAGACCUACAGUCCUGUUAUUGCCUGGUCUGACGGGAACAAGCAAGGAAUCCUACAUUCUUCAUAUGAUCCAUCAAAGUGAAACACUGGGAUAUAGAUGCGUGGUUUUUAACAAUCGAGGAAUUGCUGGUGAGGAGCUUCUGACUCCAAGGACUUACUGUGCAGCUAACACGGAGGAUUUGGAGGCAGUGAUUCAUCACAUACACAACUUGCACCCCUCAGCUCCCUUCAUGGCAGCAGGUGUUUCUAUGGGAGGCAUGCUUCUUUUAAAUUACCUGGGCAAAACUGGCAGAGACACUCCUUUAAUGGCAGCUGCAAUUUUCUCUGCGGGUUGGAAUGUUUUUGAAUCUGUAGAAUCUCUGGAGAAGCCACUAAACUGGCUUCUUUUCAACUACUACUUGACUACUUGUCUACAAUCUUCUAUCAGCAGGCAUCGGCAAAUGCUGGAGAAAUUAUUUGAUAUGGAUCUUGUGAUGAAGGCUAGAACUGUUAGAGAAUUUGAUAAACAGUUCACUUCUGUCAUGUUUGGCUACCGUACAAUUGAUGAUUACUAUGAAGAUGCCAGCCCGUGUCGCAAGCUGAAGUCUGUAGGCAUUCCAGUGUUAUGCCUAAACUCUGUGGAUGAUGUUUUCUCACCAGGUCAUGCUAUACCGGUGGAAGCUGCCAAACAAAAUGCAAAUGUAGCUUUGGUCCUGACUUCUUGUGGAGGCCACAUUGGUUUUCUGGAAGGAAUAUGGCCAAGGAAGUGCACUUACAUGGACAGAGUCUUCAAGCAGUUUGUACAAGCCGUGUUUGAGCAUGGAAACAAAAUCUUUAGCAUGUAGCUUUGGCUAUAGCGCAGUGGCACAUUCCAACAAGGGCAGUUAAGCUUAAUGCACAAAUUUUAACUACCAUAAGCCAGCAAAUGGAGAAAGUCCAUUACUACACGCAAAAAUAUUUUUUGCCUAAGAUUUUGUAGCAAGAAACUAAAUAAUACAUUGUCACUUUUGUAUUUAUUUUUAAUAUGCCUUACUAAGAAUGACCUUAAAUGAAACAGCAUUCUGCAUACAUCAAAUUGCACUUAACCAAAAGCAUCGAGUAAAUAGACUGUAAUUCCUAGAGGUUUUAAUUUAAACCAGUACAUAUUUAGGAGAGUUAAUUUAGAUGGCUUUUAACAUUAGAACAGCAACAUUCAAAAUAGCAUUUGUUGUCUUGCCAAACAUAGUAUAAGUUGGCCCAUUCCUUAGGUGAAAAUCUUCAGAAAACAAAAGGAGAGAACAAAAAGAAGCUCUGGCUCUUCAAACAAGUCUAAAUUGCAGCAUGCUAUUCUGUAGCAUUAGGCUGAUCGACUUCUGCUGUUUUACCCUGACAAUAUCCAGAGCUAGGUCUAGUUAUUGUGUUUUAAACUAUGCCAAUGCCGUAUUCAUUUUACGUGUGUAUUAUUUUUUUAAGCGGCUUAUCUGUAGUGUUUACAUAUAACGAAAAGAUUCCUUUAAAAGAGUACUGUAAUCACUUAUAUAAUUAAAAGGCAUUUUGCAUUUCGGUGUUUGUGUACAGCUGGGCGUUGUCAUAUCUGUAAUAGAUACUCCAUAUAACUGGUAAAUUCAAUUACUGUCUGUUAUGUUUAUAUUACCUUGCAAGGACGUUACAGUUUUAAAUAAGAAACCAUAGAGCACUAGGGAGUUAUGAUAUAGUCUGUUUUAAAUUUUAACUAAUGUAUCAAUCUGAAUCCAGUGGUGGAGAUGCCUUUGCAUUUUUAUUGCUAUGUUUUGAACAGGGUCAGUGCAAGAAGAAAAUGUGGAUAAAAAGCAAGUCUGGUCAUCUGUCUUAAGUAGCACGUGAACAGUCCUCUUGCAAGGCAAGUAUCCUAGUAACAGCAAAGGCAUGGGAAGAACAGAAAUAACUUUUGUCUUCAGAUAAGGCAGAAAUCAAGAUAUGCUACAUGAAAGCUAAUUUUAUACGGUGGGAGGUUACAUUAAAGAUUAGAAAGUGUUUUCAAGUUUUGACUUUUUAGGCAAGGCAUUGGGCUUUGUGCAGAUAAUACAGUCUAACUUACUUCGUACCCAAUAAGGACAGUGGGAAAAGCAAAAUGAAAUCUUAUGCAUGUUGCUACAACAGAUGAAAUCAGCAUAUUAGUAGGGUGCCUUACUCAUUCUUAAAUUCAUUCCCAUUAGAGAGGUUAUGUUCCUACAAAAACAAUGAGCAAUAAACUGUGUAUUGAGCAUUACGUUUGUAAACCUGUUCGGGUAUGGUACUGUUGAAAACUCAGCAGGAAAUAUUAAUAAAAAAUAAAACCACUUAUAUUAAAAAUACACCUUACUGAUUAAAUAAAAGUAACGUGGUUGAUGGCAGAA